AUGGAGGACAGAGCCAGCCAGCAAGAGCAGGAGAGACCCAGCCCUCGUCUGGAAAAACUACAGCGCUGGACAAGGCACAGACAAAGUGGGCACCUCUUGGUGCUGGCGAUGAGCCAACUAUGGCUAGCAGUGGCUGUGGUGCCCAUUGCUGUCUCAGUUGCCUGUCUGAACUCUGCUUGUCACAUGGCCACAGCACUGCCACUUGGACCUGGAGCAUUGGGUUUCCUCAGUGGGAUCGUUACCCUUGAGCUGCGCAGAGCACCUCGCCUUUGGAAGGUGCAGGCCAUGAUGAUAUUAAACAUCUUCAGUCUGAUCUUUGGCCUCAUCGUGGUGGUGGUUGAGGUGAUGAAGACAGCCUUGGGGCCUGGUGCAACUGCCUCCUCCAAGCUGGACGGUUUCCUGGUGCUGGAGCUCAGCGCUGAGGCCUUCACCCUAGGAGGAGUGCUGGUCUCAGCACAUUCCCUAUUCCUGCUGACCCAGAGGAAGCCAGGAUGCUGCAGGAGACGGAGUCUGCACUACCAAGAGCUGCAGGAGGGUCCCUGUGAGUUGGAGGAAGUUACUGAUUUGGAGAAUGGUCCCACAGUGGCUAGCACAGCAAACCGAACAACUGAAUGA
Molecule: messenger RNA, 615 nt
Organism: Pteronotus mesoamericanus
Lineage: Eukaryota; Metazoa; Chordata; Mammalia; Chiroptera; Mormoopidae
Gene: TMEM253
Product: transmembrane protein 253
Exons: 6
Coding region: 1-615 (204 amino acids)
Source: RefSeq, a predicted model, not a curated record